AUGAGUCUGGUGUGGGCUCUAAAAAAAGUUUUCCUCAGAAUCGUGCCUCGUUGCAAUCCUAAGGUUCUUAAACAUAUGAACAGCGAAUUUUUGAAUGAAUACGGGCAAUCGAUUCGACGCCGCUUAGUAGAAAUACAACGUAGGGUCGAUUUCAAGCCUCGAACCAAUAAAACGGGCCCAGGAAAUUUAAGAUCGAAAAUUCAAAGUUUAUGCACUUGCAAGGCGUGUUCAACGAGGAGCAUUAAAAUGACCCCAAGACUAGCUUAUUACAAAGGAUUUGUGAUAGUGAAAUACGAUGGCGUUUCAGACAAACAUCUCGCAGCCAAUGAUAUAAAUUGGUUUAACGAUCUAAAUGGGAGGAGUGCUGUUGACGAUAUAUUAAAAGAAAAGAACGAGAAAGAAUAA
This is a messenger RNA of Glossina fuscipes, 405 nucleotides long. Its product is annotated as DNL-type zinc finger protein-like. Gene Ontology annotation, cellular component: mitochondrion. Lineage: Eukaryota; Metazoa; Arthropoda; Insecta; Diptera; Glossinidae. The transcript has a single exon. Gene Ontology annotation, biological process: protein import into mitochondrial matrix; protein folding; protein stabilization. Bases 1 to 405 code for a protein of 134 amino acids. Gene Ontology annotation, molecular function: zinc ion binding; protein-folding chaperone binding. The record is from RefSeq and is a predicted model, not a curated record.